AUACUAUUCAUCUUUAUUGCUCUGACUCCUACUUCUUUGCACAAGUUCCCUUUGACCUGCAAUGCUUCUUUACUUUUUUUUUCUCUUAACUUCUUGUAGCUCUGAUUGGAAAAGAAAUAUAGAGACAUUGGAGAAAAAUAGUGUAACCAGUCUGAGGACAUUGAUCAAUCUUGGUUCUGAAGUGUACAUACAAGCUGAUGUGUAUGUUUCUUCAUACCAUAUCAAUGUCAUUUUACUUGGUUGUUCAUAGGAUUAGUAUACAUUUGAAGUAUUUAUCAAGAUAUGAAAGAAUUCAUUUCUCUUUUGUUUGAGGUGUGUGUGAUUUAUUAUAACUCUAUAUGUUUGUGUCUGCCUAUGCACUGAAAAAAAAAAGAAAAUAUAUGGUACCUUAGUUGUUCCAAGUAUGUCUUCAGCUAUGGUGAACAAAGUGUUGUAGGUUCUUUGGGCUACGAGCUUGGGUUUUGGUAGUCUCAGUACCAGAUCGAAUCAUGUCAGAUUGAUAUAGGGUGCAAGAGAAGUGUUCUUUACUUGAUGUGAUGGUGCUUACUGUAAACAAAUAUGAGAGAUAAUUGCAGAAACAAGGCAAAAACAAUCAAUUAUGGGGAUAGUUCAAAACUUUAACAGCUUACGAAUAAGCGAUCGAACCUGAAUUUAUCUUUCCUGAUUUCCAAUUUUCAACUCUAGAUAUUCCCCAGGCAAUCACGACCUUCAAGCUUCUCAUCAUAACUAUGCAUCUUUAGGAAACAUCUGUUUUUUUGAACUUGAUAAGUGGAGCCGAUUCAUGUAUUCUUAAGGUAGUUAUGUCAAUGAUUGAGUUGGAAUGGAACAAACAAAAGAGAAUGAUUUAUAAUGUCAAUGUAUCCAUGAAUGAUUUAUAAGCCUAUGUGCUUGAUUUAUCAACUCUAGAUAUAUUGAGUGAUUGAGUUGGAUCUAUUACAAUUAUCUAUUGAUUGAAUACCUUGAGCUUUUUGCCAAAAUCUGUCUCAAAACUGAUUUUAAUUUGUAGCUAUGGUACAUUUGCUACUUGAGGUUGUGAUGGUUAUGUCGAUGUGUAGGAUGGAAACAAUAAAAAAAGGCUGUAUCAGUUAUUUUUCCUUAACUGAAUUUGAAAUGUCUUCCACUCCAUGACGACAUUAAUCUCUCACUCCAUGACGACAUUAAUCUCUCCUGGGGCUAAGCAAGGUUUGAUUCCCCUUGCUGUAGUACCUGUCAGAAAACACCUCAGGUUCUGUAACUACUUUGCUGCAAUGGCCUACUGCCCUAACUGGGAUGGAGAUGCCUGUGAUACAAGUACAGAAGUACAGGAUAUGGCUUCUAGCCAAGAAUAUUUUGGCUCCUCUUCCAAUUGGAUUUGCAGUUUUCUUGGUUCAAUUGGCCAGCAUCCCUGUUACGGGCACUGGCAUCGACCCUGCAAGAAGUCUUGGUGUAGCCAUCAUCUUCAAUAGAAACCUUGGAUGGAAUGAUCAUGUAUCUAAGCCUAUAAUGAUUGUGUCUUCAUGUUCCCAGUAUCUAUUCAUAUUCUUAGCUAAAUAACUAUUUUAUCUCUGGUUUUCAGUGGGUCUUCUAGGUUAGACCCUUCAUUGGAGUUGCUCUCGCUGUAGUGUAUCAUUAGAUAGUGAUCAAGGCCAUUCCUUAUAAGAGCCAGGCUUAAAAGGGAUCAAAUUUUUUAUCCUUUUACUGAUCCUCAUCUUGUUAUCUAUACAUUUAUUAAAUGGACAAAGAUAUCAUCUAUUAAUUUUUCUUGUUUUGUUGUUCCCUA
This is a messenger RNA of Coffea arabica (coffee), 1759 nucleotides long. The record is from RefSeq and is a predicted model, not a curated record. NCBI's taxonomy places the organism in Eukaryota, Viridiplantae, Streptophyta, Magnoliopsida, Gentianales, Rubiaceae.